GAAGCGCAGUCAAUUGAAUUAUAUGGUUGCUCAGCAGGGCUAAUUUCAUAUAUAUUUCAUUGAAUCGUCAAAAAAAAAGACUAUAAAUAAAGUCACCAAAAUUAGACACAAUAAAUCUCCAAAUGAAGGCAAAUAACACUGAAUUUUUCUAGUGAAUCUCCAUACCUGAUAUAACUUGUUUUAGAGCAGAGCUAGACGAUACACACACAAGCUGUUCUCGAAAGAUUUAGAAGUCAGGAUCAGUUUCGCCAGCAAAAAAAAAGUGCCUAAACAUGAUUUCCAGCAUAUUUGGUAUCCUGGCGUUGUCUUUGGUUGUAAGCAGCUAUGGUUCACUUGGCAGCCAAUGCAUCGACGCCUCAGAUGGAUUCCUGGUAGAAGUCGGCUGCUGGGGGUAUUUCUUUUGUCAGAACGGUCAAGUCGCUCGACAUGAAUGCCAGAAUGGAACUUACCUGGACAAAGACUCUUUGACCUGCAUCAACACAAGUAUUACAAAUACUACCAGAUGCGGUUAUCCAGUGGACUGCAGUGAACUAAAUGAUGGAUAUUAUCCAGAUGUGGAGACAGGGUGUAGUUCAUUUUAUGUCUGUCUAAAUCACGUAUAUAUGGGUAGACAGUACUGUCCUGGUGCUCUUGUGUUUGACCCAGAUCUCAAGAUCUGCAACUGGCCUAGUCAAGUUCUUCCCCCAUGUGGCACUGGAGUGUAGAACAAAAAGAACCUGUUGGCUGUUAUGUUUGAUUUAAAAUAAAUCCGCUUUAGCUUUG
Messenger RNA from Biomphalaria glabrata, 762 nucleotides. RefSeq lists its product as uncharacterized. The transcript has 4 exons. NCBI's taxonomy places the organism in Eukaryota, Metazoa, Mollusca, Gastropoda, Planorbidae. The record is from RefSeq and is a predicted model, not a curated record. Gene Ontology annotation, molecular function: chitin binding. Gene Ontology annotation, cellular component: extracellular region. Bases 273 to 704 code for a protein of 143 amino acids.